Messenger RNA from Ceratitis capitata (Mediterranean fruit fly), 2327 nucleotides. RefSeq lists its product as uncharacterized. Gene Ontology annotation, biological process: rRNA processing. NCBI's taxonomy places the organism in Eukaryota, Metazoa, Arthropoda, Insecta, Diptera, Tephritidae. The coding region runs from base 122 to 2131 and encodes 669 amino acids. The record is from RefSeq and is a predicted model, not a curated record. The transcript has 11 exons. Gene Ontology annotation, cellular component: nucleus.
AUUCAGUAAAAUCGUAACAGUAUUAAAUCCCCCUCUUAGCACCGAUAGUCCUCGAUUUCAAUCUUUUUGUAUACUGGAAUAUAUCGCGUAACGUGGUGUUUGAAGAUUCGUUGGAGCUAAUAUGAACGAAAAAGCUAAGGUUUUAAAAAACGUGGUGAAUAGUCAGCUUUCUGACUUGUAUAUGUGCUCAUUAGAAGAAUAUCCUGAUGUGGAGUUGACGGGGCUCAAGAGUUAUCCCGUGAACAUUUUGGACAAAUUAAUAUGUUCCUCUAUGCAAAGCCCUGGAAGAAAAACAUUAGCACUUCGUUUAUUAAAUGGAAUCUCCUUAGAAGGAAUGAAGAAAAAUGCAUACAGCUGGACUUCAAUACUCAUAAAGUCAUAUGCGGAAUGUAAAGAUAGCGGAGAUGCUAAUCAGAUUAUUACUGCUAUCGGCAAACUUGCAAAAUCAUCCCAUACAUCACAGGAUUCCCGGAAAUUGUUUGGUUCCAAUUACAUUAAAAACAUCUUGGAAGUAAUAACCAAUGAAUGCCACGUUCCCGUCGAUCAUUUUGUACUUUUACAGACUAUUUCUAUCCUCUUGAAGUUAUAUCCUGAAUAUAGCACACAAGCGAGCGGAGGCGUUAAAAAUUUCUUAACGAAAUUUAUAGAUUCACCUAAACAUGAUAUAGUAGAGAGUUCCGCAUUGUGUUACCAUCUUUUAUUAAACAUAUCGAAAGAACGUUCAAAUGAUAUUCUAGCAAAGGAACUUUGGUCCAUAUACCAACGAAAAUUGGUAGACGUUCUACAAACCUUGUCAGAUAUAUUUUUGGGUAAUGCAUCUUCUAACGUUAUGGAAGCUGUAAAGUGCGAACCAUUGAAUAUUCCAAUGUUUCAACUGAGUGACGAUCCAAUAAAAAGAUAUCCACAAAUUUUUCUUCGUUUUAAAAAUAUUGCUAUAUAUUUAAUUGUAACUUUACGGGAGCCAUUUUCAGCUGUAAAAUUGAUUAACUCAAACAGUGUAAUUCAUCUCAUUAAAAGUGCCUUGGGGAACUCACAUAUAAAUCAACAAAGAAAUAAGAAAAUUAACGAAAUAAUGCUUGACCUUCUGCUUCCUCAAUUUUUUAAUGUUCUUUUAAAAAUAUUGGAGACAUUAAUUCUAUCAUUAGGAAACCAUUUACGAAGGAGUUACAAACAAAUAUGGACCAUUUUUGGAGACUUACUUAAACUAACUACAUAUGAAAAGAAUAAAAAGAAAACAUCAUAUUUACGCUUGCGAUUAAAAACCUACCAUGUCAUCAGUUUAUGGUGUCAAACUAUCGGCCAAGGAAGUCGCAGUGAUUUAAUAAGUAACUCUAUUAUGGAUGAUAUGCUGAACAUUUGCAAGAGUAUGUCCACAACGAAUUCAGUAGCAACAGACACAAUUAUGAUGGAAGCCAUUUAUUCAGCUCAAAGAUGUAUAUUUCAUAUAUUGAAUUCAUCGCCUAAUAAUCUAAAACUUUAUUCUUCAUUGGUAAUGGAAACAAAUGUAAUGAAUUUCUUUUGUCGAACAUGUGAUUCAUCGCUUUGGAAUACAUAUAGCUGCGAAUACCGUUCUGGGUUAAUUAAAAUUUUGUUCUCGAUACUUACAGCAAGAGCUUUUUUAAAGCCAUCUUCUGUUGAAGCUAUAAUUAACAUUAUUCGGCAAGUUUCCGUAUCAGAUAAAAAUAUUGAAGUACGUAAUAAUUGUGCAACAAUACUGCUUUAUUUGGAAAACUGUGCGCAUCCUCAGAAGAAUAGUUACAAACUUAAUGUCGUUCAACGUACAGUCAACAAUUUUAUUAAUGUCGCUGAAAAUAAUAAAUUACAACAACAAAAUUCGCACAUAUAUACUAACGAUGGAAAUUGUCAAAAAACUUCGAGUGAAUUCGCGUUAAAAGAAAAAUCUCAACCAGAUCGUAUCGCAGAAAAUGGGAUUAAAAUUGUGCCACAAUUUUCUGAAGCCAGUACAAUAAAGAGUAUAGAAAAAGCUAAUAAUAAGCCCACUAAUUCCAAUGAUCAGAUGCCGGAAGCUGAAAGUACUAGCAUUUAUUUAGAAGAUAUUAGCGAUGAUAUUUCAACUGAUGAAAAGCUAGUGGCGAAUAUUGUUACCACUUUUAUUGAGGACUUAAUUUAAAAUUCUAUCAAUGAGAGGAUUUGAUAUAAUAAUGGAAAGAAUACCCUAGCUCAAGCCUGUUUUGUAAAAAUUGGAGUCACGUAUUUGUAUUUUAUAAAAUUUAUAUUUACAUAAUAUACGGCAGUUAUAACUUACAUAUCCGUUAUUAUUAAAAAGAAAUUCGUUAAAUAAAUAAGUUGAGAUUCAUGUUUGAUUU